AAAACACGUCAAAAUCUGAUAGCGGUCGCGUUUUUAGAGUUGCAGAACCAAAAACCUAAGAGGAAGAUCAUACGUAAAUGACGGUUUUACCUUUCAUUAAAAAAAACCUAAAAAAAUCACUUAAAAUGCACUAAUUGGUACUCGAAGUCGGAUUGCUUAGUUAAUGUAAAGAUACUUUACCACUGCACCUCGCUAUCAUUACAUGUUAAAAAUAUCUGAUAUAUAACCUAAAACAAAUCGCCGAGUAAUUCCCAAUUAAUCCUACCGAGUUUCCGAACGGGGGUAUUUCUACAUAUAACUAUUACUUUUCAAGAAAAAUGAAUCUGGACAGCAGAAGAAAUCUAAUAAAACUCCAAACUAUAAGAUGACAUGUUUAAAAUAUAACUUUCUAUCUCUUCUCACUCCUAUACCAUUCAGAGAGAGAAAUUUUCAUUUUGGUGAUUCAGAGUUCUUCUGAAUUUUAACCAGGUGUGUGAUCAUGUGAUUUGACGUAUUAUUUGUGUAAUUAGCAAUUAGUUUUACUCUUUUUAAAGCUGAUGAAUUGCAAUAAUAUCAAAUUGGACUACCAUUCGAUAGUACACUAAGAAUCCUCGCCCCACACCUAAAUUAGAAAGUUAUUCUUAACUUUAAUCCAAACCGGUUAACUAAAAUGAAACUGGUAUUUAUGAAUAAUUAUUUUAUAAUAAUAGAAUUACUAUUUUUUGAAAAAUAAUAUAUAGAAUUACUUAUAAUCUCAUAUAUCUCUAAACCAUGAUAUGGACUUCGCUACUCAAAGAAAAUACUGGAGGCAAGUCGGAUAAAGAGAACAAGAAAAAGAUAAUCCGAUGAAAAUUUUUAAUAUAAUAAACUAUACAAAAACUAAGAAAAAUGGAAAUUUUUUUUUAUCACAUAUGCAAACAAAAAAUGAAAUUUAUAUUGAAGACGGUCGUUGUUUAUCUGUUUCCUUUAUACAGAAAAGGGAAGAAAGUACAAAAACUAAACAUCAUUAAAAAUAUCCAAAUAUAUAUUCAACAAUUUCCCUUUUUAUUGAGAUUGUGUAUAGUUGAUUAUCUUAAUUUUUCCUUAUCUUGGAAACCUCGGUUUCUAUAUAAACACAUGUAUAGGGGAACUAGAUUUUUCACAAAACAAACUCAAUCACUUCUCCAUAAGAUAUCUACCAAACUUUUCUCUCGACUCUAAAAAUCAAGAAUCAAACAACGAUCAAUUAUGGCUUGGAUCAAUAGCAAACUUUUCUUCACUUCUCUUAUGAUUCUUGUGGCACUUAUGGGGGUUGGAGUAGGAGGAACGGUUCACAAAGUCGGCGACUCGAGCGGAUGGACCAUGAUGGGUGUGGAUUACCAAGCUUGGGCUUCUUCAAGAACUUUUCAAGUAGGAGACUCACUGGUCUUCGAAUACAACAACGAGUUCCACGACGUCACUGAAGUCACUCCCCAUGAUUUCGAGCUAUGCUACUCGUCUAAUCCGUUAGCGAGGUACCAAACUGGAUCAGACACGGUAACUCUAACCAAACCUGGAUUUCAACACUUCAUAUGUGGAGUUCCUGGUCACUGCGACAUAGGACAAAAGCUUCACAUCCUCGUCUUUCCGGCCUCGUUGGGUCCAGUGGCUGCUCCAGUUCCGGGACCAGUCAGAUCACCAAGCUCUUCUAUGUCUCCUUCACCUUCUCCCUUGGCUACUUCACCAACCAAUGCUCCACAAUAUCAGAUGGGACCAUCACCUCUUUGAAGCACUGUUUCUUUUUCAGCUUGUUGGCUUUGAUCUUUUGUUAUAGCAAUCUUGUUGAUACCUUUUAUUGCAAUGAAUUUGGUUUGCUUUCUUGUAAUUCCUUUUUCUUCCAGCCGAUUUGUUAAUACAACUCGAUUUUUUUAAAAGAAUAUAAGAGUUUCGUAUGAAUCAUCAUUUAUUACAAGGUAGCGCUUUUGUUUUUUUUUCAAAUUUUGUUAAAGAAAAGAAAACCUAAGAAAUACUAUUAUAUAAAAAGUAUCAGGAUAGAGUGUUUUGGUUCAUCAAAUUUAUAAAAGUGGUGUGUUGCCAUUUAAAUUACAUAUUUAUAAGAUAAACUUGUUCAUGACUCGAACAAGUACGGAAUAAUAAGUGAGCACUUGAUCUAUAUAUUGGACAAAAAAAAACAGUUUUAUUAGAUCAUUUAAAGUAAAAGUGCACUUGUCCAAGAAAAUAAAAGUGCACUUGUCCAAAAAAAUAAAAAUAAUAAAAUGUGAUUUUUUUUUUUUUACUAAUAUAGAAGUAAACAACUAUAAAUAUUGGUGAAAAUCCAAAAUCAUUGCAAUUGUUUAAUAAUCUUUAAUAUCUUAUGGUAUUCCUACAUAUGACUAUAACUAUUCUAGAAAACUGAAUCUGGACAGCAGAAGAAAUCUAACAAAACUCAAAAAGAUAAGAUGAUAUGUUUAAAAUAUAACUUUCUAUCUCUUCUCACUCAUAUACCAUUCAGAGAGAGAAAUUUUUAUUUUGGUAAUCGGAGUUUUUCUGAUUUUUAACCAGGUGUGUGAUCAUGUGAUUUGACGUAUUAUUUGUGUAAUUAGCAAUUAUUUUUACUCUUUUUAAAGUUGAUAAAUUGCAUUAUCAUCAAUUUGGACUACCAUUCGAUAGUACACUAAGACCAUGAUUAAUCCGGGGUUCUUUGAGUGAAGUUCUUAGUGGAAGUUAAGAAACUGUUUCUUAACUUCCGCUAAGAACUCCAUCCUAAGAACUUCGGGUUAAUCAUGCUCUAAGAAUCCUCGCCCCACACCUAAAUUAGAAAGUUAUUCUUAACUUUAAUCCAAACCGGUUAACUAAAAUGAAACUGGUAUUUAUGAAUAAUUAUUUUAUAAUAAUAGAAUUACUAUUUUUUGAAAAAUAAUAUAUAGAAUUACUUAUAAUCUCAUAUAUCUCUAAACCAUGAUAUGGACUUCGCUACUCAAAGAAAAUACUGGAGGCAAGUCGGAUAAAGAGAACAAGAAAAAGAUAAUCCGAUGAAAAAUUUUAAUAUAAUAAACUAUACAAAAACUAAGAAAAAUGGGAAUUUUUUUAUCACGUAUGCAAACAAAAAAUGAAAUUUAUAUUGAAGACGGUCGUUGUUUAUCUGUUUCCUUUAUACAGAAAGACUUUU
Brassica napus (rape) is the source of this 3106-nucleotide messenger RNA. Its product is annotated as mavicyanin-like. Gene Ontology annotation, molecular function: electron transfer activity. Lineage: Eukaryota; Viridiplantae; Streptophyta; Magnoliopsida; Brassicales; Brassicaceae. Gene Ontology annotation, cellular component: plasma membrane. The coding region runs from base 1207 to 1725 and encodes 172 amino acids. The transcript has a single exon. The record is from RefSeq and is a predicted model, not a curated record.